Malassezia globosa CBS 7966 is the source of this 1971-nucleotide messenger RNA. RefSeq lists its product as uncharacterized. Gene Ontology annotation, molecular function: potassium:proton antiporter activity; sodium:proton antiporter activity. The transcript has 3 exons. Bases 1 to 1971 code for a protein of 656 amino acids. Gene Ontology annotation, cellular component: late endosome; fungal-type vacuole membrane; early endosome. Gene Ontology annotation, biological process: vacuolar acidification; sodium ion transport; proton transmembrane transport. Lineage: Eukaryota; Fungi; Basidiomycota; Malasseziomycetes; Malasseziales; Malasseziaceae. The record is from RefSeq and is a predicted model, not a curated record.
AUGGCUGUUUCGGUAACGCUCCCAGCCGAUGAAAGUGAGCGCUUUUCCUCUCUUGCAUUAUCCCUUGUUUUGUUUCUUCUUAUUACAAGCUUUCUAACGAGCUAUUAUCUGAAGGUCAAGCGGAUUACUGCGGUUCAUGAGACCAUUGUCGGCCUGUUUGCCGGCAUGUUUGUCGGGGUCAUGUUGCGCCUCGGACCGCUUCAGCCGGUGCGCGAGAUGCUCAGUUUUAGCAACACGAUUAUGCUUAAUGUGCUUCUUCCUCCUAUUAUCCUGUCAAGUGGCUAUGAUUUGAGUCAGGCCAAAUUUUUCCGGAACUUUGGCACUAUCAUCGUGUUUGCCUUUUUUGGUACCUUCAUCAGCGCGCUCGUUAUUGGCGUCAUUGUAUGGACAGCCUCAUUCUUGCGUCUUGUAAGGCCUCAUCUAUCGCUCAUCGAGUGUCUGAUUUUCGGCAGCACGCUAAGUGCGACUGAUCCUGUUACGAUCCUGGCGAUUUUCAACACAUACAAAGUGGAUCCACAGCUGUACAGCAUUAUUUUUGGCGAAAGUAUGUUGAAUGAUGCCGUCUCUAUUGUCAUGUUUGAGACGCUGAAUCAGCUCCGUGGAUCAAAACUGUCGUUCUUGUCGAUUUUCUAUGGGUUUGGGAUUUUUGCCGUGGUGUUCUCGUUCAGCAUGGUGCUGGGUGUCGUAUUCGGCUUGGCUUGUUCUCUCCUGCUCAAGCAUACACAACUUGGUGCUUUUCCCGAGCUCGAGAGCUGCGUCGUCAUGCUUGUUGCCUAUACGAGUUACUUUUUCAGCAAUACGGUCGAGAUGAGUGGCAUUGUCAGCCUGUUGUUUUGCGGCAUCACUCUCAAGCAUUAUGCCUAUCACAACAUGUCACUCAAGACGCAGCGGACGACCAAGUCAUCGUUCCAAACUCUGUCAAGCAUAUCAGAAAACUUUAUAUUUAUCUAUCUGGGGCUGAGUCUGUUCACAGGUGAACACCUUGUGUAUCGACCAACACUGAUUUUGUUUACGAUUGUGGCAGUAGUUGCUUCCCGAUACUGCUCUGUUUUUUCUAUUGCAUGGGUGUUGAAUCAAAUACACGGAUUUCGUGCGGAACGGCGACGCCAGUUCAGCGCAGGAUUACCAGACAACUCAUCGCAUUAUAUUCCUCGACACUACCAGCUCAUGCUGUUUUGGGCAGGUCUUCGAGGUGCUGUGGGCUUUGCGCUCAGCGAAGGUAUUCGCGGAUCCAAUGCGUACCCAUUGCAAACCAGUGUUCUUGUGGCCGUGGUUAUUACCGUCAUUGUGUUUGGUGGCACAACAGCACAGAUGCUAGAGAUUUUGCGCAUUGACACAGGCGUCGAGGACCAAGAAGAUCCCUCAUCAGACCAUGAUGAAGAAGCGCUUUCUUCUGAUGUAUGGGUUUCAUCUAACAGGACGUUGCCUGCAUCGGGGUGGUACCGAGACAGCUCUGUUGAGCCAGGCGACAUGUCAACCACGCCAGAUGCAAAUGAAGUACUUCCUGGGCCAGACACAGAUACGGCUCCUGAUGCAAGCACAAGCGCGUCACGCCCGGGUGCACACAACAGUGCAGAUGGCGCAUCAAGUGCCCUGACAAAGGCAUUUGUUGCGGGCCCUGGCGGACUACGAAGCUGCACAUCAGAUGAGUUGGACGAGACAGGUGAUAUGAGUGCGACAGAGCCUCCUUUGUCGGCUCGAGAUGUGCUUGAUCGCGCUAAUCUAAUAUUCCGUGAUGGCCAAUGGUUCCAGCGUAUCGACGAACGCUAUCUUCUUCCCAUGUUCAGCAACACUGUCGCGAACCGUAAGCAUGAGCAGCGUAAAGAGCAGGUCCAAGCUCGCCGACACAUCUCGCGAGAAUUUGCCCAAGCCCAACCAUCCCCCUCAGUCCUCGCUGUGCCUUAUGAGCAAGCCUCACACGAGGCGCUCGAAGAAGGACGCGUUUCUCCAGGUAAAAAUAAAAUGCAUUAA